Molecule: messenger RNA, 2686 nt
Organism: Triplophysa dalaica
Lineage: Eukaryota; Metazoa; Chordata; Actinopteri; Cypriniformes; Nemacheilidae
Gene: mad1l1
Product: mitotic arrest deficient 1 like 1
Exons: 18
Coding region: 146-2299 (717 amino acids)
Biological process (GO): mitotic spindle assembly checkpoint signaling; attachment of mitotic spindle microtubules to kinetochore
Cellular component (GO): mitotic spindle; nuclear envelope; kinetochore
Source: RefSeq, a predicted model, not a curated record
GCGCUGUGGUGAAGGUAGCGGCUCCAAUAUUAUCUACCAACGAAUACAAAACUGCAGCAUAUUCAAACCCCAGAAUAAGCGCCGGGAGAGAGACAGCUCUGAAGACUGAGUUUAAUUUCUGACAGGUCAUCAAGACAUUGACAGUAUGGAUGAUAUGGAGGAUGACACCACGAUCAUAUCAACGCUAAGAUCGUUCAAUAGUUUAAUAUCUUGUCCAGACCGUUCUGUGCUGGAGGGCGAGUCAUCUUAUGGCAGAAGUGACCUUCAGAAACUUUAUACUAAAAGAGUGGAGAUGGAGGAGGCAGCCGCGCGCAUCCGCUCUCACACCAGCCUGCUGCAGCUCACUCAAGAGAAACAGCAGAUGGAGCUGAGUCACAAGCGUGCCCGUAUUGAGCUGGAGAAAGAGGCAAACAGCAGCUCCAGAGACUUACAGAGGGAAGUUGACCGUAACCGGGAUUUUCUGAUGAAGAUCAAACGUCUGGAUGAAAGAGAAGAGAAAGCAAAUCAAGCUCUAAACGAACAAAUUGAAAAGAACAAGACUCUGAAACGUAACAUUGAAGAGCUCCAGAAAAAAACAAAUGAGAAAGAUCUCAAACUUGCAGAGGGAGAACAGACUAUUGGUGAGUUAAAAGAUGAGACGCGAAGGCUCAAUCAACAGAUCCAGAUUCAGGAGUCCAAAUUCUCCACUCAGAAUCUGGAGAUCCAGGCCCUUCAAGAGCAACUGGAUGUGCAGCGCAAGAAAUUCCAGGACGUGAGUCAGAAGUACCAGAACGUACAGUCGUCUCAAUCCACCAGCACAGAGAGUGAACUCAAAAUUAAGGAGUUGGAGAGGCGUUUGGCCCUGCAGGAGCAAGACUCUGUGAUUGUGAAGAACAUGAAGUCCGAAGUGGCCAGACUGCCUGAGAUGGAGCGAGAGAUGAAACGCCUGCGGGAGGAGAAUACUUUCUUAAGAGAGACAAAAGAGAACAGCAGCCUGCUGAAAGAAGAAACGGAAGGGCUGAGGAGGAAGUUGGAGAGAAUGGAGAGAGUGAUAGAGGAGAAACUCAAACUAGAGUUAGAGAAAGAGAAAUUGGAACAUGAACUCCAGGCUUGGGAAAACAUCGGGCAGGUCACUGGACUUAAUAUUCGGAAACCUGAGGAUUUAUCCAGGGAAGUGAUACAAAUUCAGCAGCGAGAACUGACCCUGAAACAGCAGAACUACACAGUCAACAGCAGCAUUCGCUCAGUCGAGAAGGCCCGUGCCGAACUGAUACCCGAGAUUUCUCAACUUCGUGCCAAAGCUCAAGAGGAGCAGAAGAAACGAGAGAACCAGGACUCUCUGGUCCGUCGGCUGCAGAAAAGAGUGUUGCUGCUCACCAAGGAACGAGAUGGGAUGAGGGCCAUAUUGUCGUCUUACGAUAGCGAGCUGGUCGUAAGUGAAUACUCACCUCAGCUUACACUCCGGGUCAAGGAGGCGGAGGACAUGCUGCAGAAAGUCCAGGCCCACAAUUCUGAGAUGGAGAUUCAGCUGUCCAAAGCCCAAGAGGAGGCAGGCACCUUCAAACUACAAGCUCAGAUGGUUGCUGCAGAACUAGAGGAUCUCAGAGAGCAGCAGAAGUCAAAUACUGAAACAAGCACCUUAGCGACGGCGGAAGAGAACGCCACUCUAAGGCAGAAGAUUGAGGAAUUGGAGGCAGAACGUCAGCGACUGGAAGAGCAAAACAACAUCCUGGAGAUGAGACUGGAAAGGCACAACCUCCAGGGGGACUAUGAUCCAGUGAAGACCAAGGUGAUCCACCUGCAGAUGAAUCCCACCAGCAUCGGCAAGCAGCAGCGAGCUGAAGAGGUGGAGCAGCUCAGGGCCGAAUGUCAACGUUUGAGGGACCGUCUCAGAAAAAUGGAGGCAGGCGGGGCCAUGUCAACAGAUGAUACUACACUCAUCAUCCCACCUUCACAGGAAAUACUGGACCUGCGUAAACAGUUGGAAAGUGCGGAAUUAAAGAACCAGCGCCUGAAGGAAGUGUUCCAGAAGAAGAUUCAAGAGUUUCGCACGGCUUGCUAUGUAUUGACUGGGUACCAGAUCGAUAUCACUGUGGAAAACCAGUAUCGGCUCACGUCCGUGUAUGCUGAACACAUGGAAGAUUCGCUUCUGUUUAAGUCUACUGGUCCAGUAGGGAGUGGCAGCAUGCAGCUGUUGGAGACGGAUUUUUCCCGCACUCUUACCGGACUGGUGGAUCUGCAUCUCUUCCAUCAGAAGAGCAUCCCAGUGUUUCUCAGCGCAGUCACCAUCGAGCUGUUCAGCCGCCAGACUGUCAGCUGAUUUACCCAUCAUUCCUAGACCACAAAGCGUUCAGGGAGCCCGUGCACACACACACACACACACACACACACAGAGCCUCUUAGUUAGACUCACAGACACAGAACUCUUUUAAUAGCUUUACAGGGACAUUUAAACAGAGUUAAAAAUUAGAUAGGUGAGCUGAUAAGGAGAUGUUUAGGAUGUGCGAUUUUAUUGUGUGUAAUCUACAAUUAAAAUAAACAGCAAAGGUUAAAGGUUGCCUCAAAGCAUGAGUUCAAAAGUAGGACCUUAUAAUAGAUACACAGUGAAGGUACUGUAGUACUGUAUGAUGUUUGGGGUGUUUUGCUUACCAGAGGCUUAACAUCACCUUUUUUAUCAACGAAACAAUAAAGAAAUUUUAAACUUUCA